This is a messenger RNA of Trichomonas vaginalis G3, 660 nucleotides long. RefSeq names its product ubiquitin-protein transferase protein. The transcript has a single exon. Bases 1 to 660 code for a protein of 219 amino acids. NCBI's taxonomy places the organism in Eukaryota, Parabasalia, Trichomonadida, Trichomonadidae. The record is from RefSeq and is a predicted model, not a curated record.
AUGACUACUAAAGCAUGGUGUUAUAAUUGUGAAAAGAGUAUAGUUCCUACAGAUGCUGGUCUUUGCCCUAUAUGUAACACAGAUUUCAUUGAGUAUGGAGAUUCAGAGUUUAAUGCAGAUCCUCAACCAGCUCCAGCUCAGCCAGCACCAAGUAGACCAAAUCCCCACCCAAGAAGAGUUGUCCGCAGAGUCAUUGUUUCACCAUUUAAUUUCUUCGGCGGCUUACCAGGAAUGGGAGGAAAUGGAAAUCAGCCAAAUGGAUUAGCAGAUAUGUUUAAUAACAUCCUUGAAGGUAUAUUUGGCCGCAUCGGAGGAGAUAACCAGAACGGUGAUGGCCGACAAAUGGGAGAUUUCUUCUUUGGAAAUGAAGAACAAUGGCAAGCUCUCGCUGACAGACUAUUCAGACUUAACCAACAAUCUCUCGGUUCCCCACCUACAGCAGACGAUUUCUUGUCUUCUGACUCAAUGAAACCAGUCAAAUACACUCCUGGCUGCUGCGCUGAAAAUGUAUGCUCAAUUUGUCUAGAAGAGUUCAAUGAAAACGAUGAAGUAGUUAUUUUGCCUUGCAAACAUGGUUUUCAUGAGCCAUGUUUGCAGCCAUGGUUAAAAAUGCACAGCGAAUGCCCAAGCUGCCGUCACAAGCUUCCUACAAAGGAUUAG